Cuscuta europaea is the source of this 1869-nucleotide messenger RNA. The record is from the annotation of a GenBank genome assembly. NCBI's taxonomy places the organism in Eukaryota, Viridiplantae, Streptophyta, Magnoliopsida, Solanales, Convolvulaceae.
UUAUUUACAUAUGGCUUAGGAGUGCAGAACAUUACUAAAAGAAUAAAACCUUCAUUUCUUAUCCUCUUACAUGCCAUCCCUAUUGCUCUUCUAUCAAAAUGACAUUUAAUGUAAAUGAGGUACAAAAAGCAUUUUCCCCCCUCCUCCUCCCCCUCCUCCUCCUCCUCCUCCUCCUCUUCGCCAUAUAGAUGAUCUACCCUUUAAUAUGGAGCCCUAUGCUAAAGAGUUGCUUUUGAUUGCACAAACAAGGCACAAGAUCUUCCAUGAAGACCUUGUUGUCAAAGCUUUCUAUGAGGCAGAAAAUGCCCACAGAGGCCAGGUGAGAGCUAGCGGUGAUUCUUGUUUUCAGCAUUGCAUCGAAACUGCUAUGUUGUUAGCAAUAAUAGGUGCAAAGUCAACUGUUGUUGCGGCCGGUCUUCUACACGACACACUUGAUGAUACAUUCAUGACUUAUGACUAUAUAUUUCGGAUAUUUGGAGCUGAGGUUGCUGAUUUGGUUGAAGGGGUGUCAAAGCUUAGUCAAUUGAGCAAACUUGCACGAGAGAAUGACACAGCAAAUAAAAUUGUUGAGGCAAAUCAGUUGCAGACAAUGUUCCUGGCAAUGGCAGAUGUCAGGGCAGUUCUCAUAAAACUGGCUGACCGGCUACACCAUAUGAUGACCUUGGAUACUCUGCCUCUGACCAAGCAGCAGAGGUUUGCCAAGGAAACGUUGGAAAUAUUUGUCCCCCUGGGAAACCGAUUAGGUGUAUGUAGUUGGAUCGAACAACUCGAGAAUCUGUGUUUCAAGUAUCUUAAUCCUCUUCAACACAAGGAGUUGUCUUCAAAAUUUUUGCAGCACUUUGAUGGGGAUUUAGUUACUUCUGCUAUGGAGAGAUUGAAACUUGCAUUGAAGGAUGAAGGCAUUUGUUAUCAUGCUCUCUCAGCCAGGCACAAAAGCUUAUACAGCAUCCACCGCAAGAUGUUAAAAAAGAAGCUCAAUAUGAAUGAAAUUCAUGAUAUUCAUGGGCUAAGGUUAAUAGUUGAUACUGAGGAAGACUGCUACAAAGCUGCCACAAUUGUCCACCAGCUAUGGCGUGAAGUGCCUAGAAAGUUCAAGGAUUACAUUCUUCAUCCCAAAAUUAAUGGGUAUCAGUCUCUACACAUGGUAGUAUACAUAGAAGGAAUGUUGCCAUUCGAAGUCCAGAUUCGAACGAAGGAGAUGCACUUGCAAGCGGAGAGUGGUUCUGCAGCUCAUUGGAGAUACAAGGAAGAAUAUUGCAAGCAUUCUUCAUUUGUGCUUCAAAUGGUUGAGUGGGCGCGAUGGGUCGUUACCUUGCAAUGUGAAACAAUGAGCAAAAUCCAUUCUGGAUCCAUCAAACCUCCAAGCACAUUUUCUUCUCAUUCUGAGGAUUGCCCCUCAUACUCUUUUAUACCUGAUUGUGUUCUUGAUGGACCUGUUUACGUGAUCAUCAUCGAGAAUGAUAAGAUGUCGGUACAAGAAUUUGCUGCAAAUUCAACAGUUAUGGAUCUGUUGGAGAAAGCUGCUCUUGGGAGUGGUGGAUGGUUAGUCCCUGAUCAGUUUCCAAUGAAGGAAGAGUUAAGGGUACAGUUAAAUCAUAAGCCGAUUACAGACCCCUCACGCAAGCUGAAAAUGGGGGAUGUCAUAGUACUAACCUCAUCCAUAUGUCAUAAACCCUAAUAAAAUAGAGGGAUGAGAUCAAGGUCCAAAUGUGGCGACUUUAGGCUUGUCCAUGGCUGGUUCAAGAAAUUGACCAUAUAUUAUUCGACAUUCAAAUACAAAAUUGUAAUACUUACUAUAAUAAAUGGACCUAAAAGCAGAUACUAUUGUGAAAAUAAUGAGAAGCGGUGCUCCAAUUGGAGCCCUGACAG